This is a messenger RNA of Ascochyta rabiei, 909 nucleotides long. RefSeq lists its product as uncharacterized. The record is from RefSeq and is a predicted model, not a curated record. The transcript is spliced from 3 exons. NCBI's taxonomy places the organism in Eukaryota, Fungi, Ascomycota, Dothideomycetes, Pleosporales, Didymellaceae. Gene Ontology annotation, biological process: proteasome-mediated ubiquitin-dependent protein catabolic process; regulation of DNA-templated transcription. Bases 1 to 909 code for a protein of 302 amino acids. Gene Ontology annotation, molecular function: ubiquitin protein ligase activity.
AUGGCUGAAGCAAGCGCGUCUUCUGGAGAAGUCGCGCAUGCCGAUCUCUGCCCCAUUUGCCAGCUUCUUCUCUUCACGCCAGUGCGAACCCAAUGCAAUCACUUGCUGUGUGCAUCGUGCAUGGCACAAUGGGCUGAUGCAUCCACAACAAGCCAAAUCGAGCACUCCAGCUGGGAUGUUGAUCUUCGCGAUUUCGACGAAAGCUACGAUCCAACCUACGAUCUCGAGGCAAACUGCCCAAUGUGUCGCACACACACCACGGCUGCGCCAGACGAGUCGUUGGCUAGACAACUCGAGCAGAGAUACCCCACGACAUAUGCAGAAAGACGGGUGGAGGAAGAGGUCGAGAGGGGAAGCAGAGUGGGCCAGGAUGGCGUUGAAGGCAUCAUGAUUCUGAUCGGAAACAAGCAUAGGCUCGUCAGAGGAAGCGAAGAUGCGAACCAGCACGACUGGACGUUCUUCGUGCGCACUUCAAGGCCAGACCUUGUAGAAGAAGUGCGCGUAGAAUUGCAUCCUACUUUCCGUCCUCCACGUGUCGUCUUGCGCCGUGCACCUUACGAAGUCCGUCGGUUAGGUUGGGGUUACUUUACCCUUGAAGCCGAGGUCAUCCUCAAAGCGCCUUACAGCUGGGUCGUCGACAAUUCUGGAACGAGACAGCGCGACCUCGAGCUGACCUGGACGCUCGACUUUACAGGUAGAGGACGGCAAGGUAGAGUAAGGGCAAGGGUAAGGAGGCUGGAAGGACUAGGCGGAAGGACGUUACGCACAAGGCCUGCACCACCGAACAUACCCAACACAGAUGGCGAUGACGAAGAAGAUGACAGAGAUUAUGACAACAGCGAUGGCGAGAAUCCAUCUGAAGACGAAGAAGAGGAUAUUAGCGAGUUUGUCGAGCCACCAAGACGAUAG